UCACUAAAGAUGGCGAGAGACUGCAAUGGACACGGAAACGAAUAUGUUUUUCUUUCUAGUGCAUUAUUGAAAUCAUACACCUAUGCUUUCAAGCUAGCAUUGGAGGUUGAAGCUUGACUUUCGUGCUGGUCGCUGAUUUCUCCUGUGAUGACAAACCUUUUGAAUCAUGAUACCCGAAGCACGCAGGGGUGCAGCAGAAAAAAGCCGAGCGAAGUACACUAGAUCGUACUGCGUGUUAGAGAUGAGGGGGGAGAGGCAUGUGAGAAGUGAUUUCAUCGGUGGCUAAUGAUCCCAGGUGGAGCUGAGCUGCUUUUCGCGGGUGUAAGGAAUCAUCAGGUGACUUUGCCCAGCCAAUCGCAGCCAUGGACCAUGAAGCAGUUGUUAGUGUGGAUCAGAGCAAAUCUGCUGAAGGAGCGACCAGAGCUCUUCCUGCAGGGAGACACUGUGAGGCCAGGGAUCUUGGUCUUGAUCAAUGAUGCCGACUGGGAACUAAUGGGUGAGCUGAGCUACCUGCUUCAGGAUCAGGACAAUGUAGUUUUCAUCUCAACGCUGCAUGGAGGGUAGAAGUGGAAGUGCCAAGCUAAGCACUUCAUUCUUGGCGCUUAAGCAGCGUUUGUUUAUGAUGCAUCGACUUGAAGCGACUUUCUUGGGCCACUGGAGAUCAGCACAGUCAAAAGAUUGGGUCUCAUGGCAAAGUGACGGCGCUCAGGAAGAAACUGGAAUUUCAGGAGACUGUGACAUGAGCUGAUGAGGAAGAUCCUCCUUCAUUCAUAUGUUCCCAAUGCAGACUCUUGAUUUACUUUUAAGAGCCUUAAAUCGAUUAAAAGUUCUAAACCAGGCUUUUUAAAAAUCAACUUUUAUUAUAAACCAAAAUGUCCACUGAAACCAUGUUUUUUUUUUAUUUUUUAUUAAAAUUAUUUCAACUCAUAUGAACGACUGAUACCUUUGGGGGGGGGGGUGAAUGACAGGUAAGCAUGUAUUUUAUGACGUUGCAGUCAAAUGUAUACACGUAUGUUCAAUAUCACUAACACACUGCAGUUUAUAAUCUUACCGGGCGCUGGUGUACAUUAAACAGAAUGCAAAUGAUGAUCGUUGCAAAAGAAACGGACAAUUUUCAUACAUGAAACAUUUUUCAUCCGUUUGAGAUGACGGUCUGCCCACCGAAGUCUCCAGUAAUAUUUAACUUUGUAAUGAAACAACUGUGCGAAGGAGGCAGAAAUUGGCAGCUGUAGUUAGCAGUUUCCUUGAAGGAUUACUUGAGGAUGCUUUUCUGGUUUCUAUGGCCCACCUAGAAUAUUCAUUAGAAGAAGCGACAAGGGCUCUGCGGGAGGUCGCCGUUCUGCCUGAGGCGCUGCCCUCAGCCAGCGCGCCGGCCGCCGGGACUUUUCUCGGAAGU
Molecule: messenger RNA, 1396 nt
Organism: Paramormyrops kingsleyae
Lineage: Eukaryota; Metazoa; Chordata; Actinopteri; Osteoglossiformes; Mormyridae
Gene: urm1
Product: ubiquitin related modifier 1
Biological process (GO): tRNA thio-modification
Cellular component (GO): cytoplasm
Source: RefSeq, a predicted model, not a curated record